AUGUCAAUCGCACUAAUUCUAGGAGCUGGAGGUCGUGUCGGAAAGGCAGUUGCGUCUAAGCUUGCCUCUAAUGGUUUUCAUGUUGCGCUGGGAUCUCGCAGCGAGAGCGUUAGCAUCGAAUCAAAAUCAAUGACUUCAAUCAAAGUCGACGUUUCAAAACCGGCUCAAGUCUCUGCCGCGUUUCAGGAGGUAGAGAGGACCUUUGGCGCACCUGCAAACGUCGUAAUAUAUAAUGGGGAAGUGGCUGCCUUCUCAUCGCUACCGAACAAGGGCGAGCCAUUUUCGUUGCCGUACGAGCAGUUCACUAGCGACUUUACUGCUGGCGCACUCGGGGCGUACUCUACACUACAGCAUACGGUCGAGGCGUUCAAGCGAGUGGAAGACGACAAGCCAAAGGUCUUUAUUGCCACUUCCAACUUUCUCGGAACGUCGCAAAAACCAUCAAUAGCAUACUUUGGAGUCGGUAGUCAGAAGCGUGCUCUGGCUUACUACGUUCAGGGAGCAAACGAAGCGUACGGUGCUUCGCGUGGUUUCAGAUUCUAUUUGGCUGCUCAGGUGGACGCCCUGGGUCGGGCGCCCUCGGAGAGCGAGUUCAGCGGAGAAGCUCACGCUAUCGCGUAUUGGACCCUGAUUCAAAAACCACGUGAAGCUGGAGGUGCCUGGGAUGUCAGAUUUAACAAGGAAGGGAGCAUUCUCGUGAAGAACUAG
Molecule: messenger RNA, 708 nt
Organism: Serendipita indica DSM 11827
Lineage: Eukaryota; Fungi; Basidiomycota; Agaricomycetes; Sebacinales; Serendipitaceae
Source: the annotation of a GenBank genome assembly